AUGAUUGCAGCCCACGAGACACAAUCCCGACACCACAUUUCUAAACGGCAUGACCUCAAACAGCUCCGUUGCCGCAUUCAUGUCCUUCUCCUGCACGUAACCUGUUAUCAUCGCAUUCCAAGACACGACAUUCUUGUCGGGCAUUUCGUCAAACACCUGUCUCGCUUCACGCAACCUCCCAUUCUGCACUUCUCUUGCCUCGUCCAUUUUCCCACUUUGCGCAUAGCACGUGAUUAUCAUGUUCCAGGAGAUUACGUCCCGCACGGGCAUGCGGUCGAAGAUCCGCAUGGCCUCAUCCAGUUCCUUCCUCUUCAAGUAGCCGCUCAUCAAACAAUUCCAGGAAGCCACCGGCCAGAAGACCCUGCACUCAAACAGAGCCCUCGCCUCCUCUAUUUUCCCUCAGAGAGAAUCCCAUUCCAAGAGAUCUCGUCCUUCUCAGGCAUGCAGUCGAAAACUCGCCGGGCCUCGUCCACGAGCCCCCUGUCCGCGUACCCGGAUAAAAUUGCGUUCCACGAGACGAUCCCCGAGGUUGCCACUCUUGACGUAUUGACUCAUCAUUAUGUUGCCGGUGACCACAUCCCUUUGGGGCAUUUUCUCGAACAUGUGGUGGGCAAGCCCGAUUUCGCCGUAGCCGGAUAUCAUGGUGUUGUAGGAGACCGUCGUUUUGCGGGGCAUAGAGUCGAACAGGCGCCGGGCAAGGUCGCAUUGGCCUCUGCGCAUGUGUUUGGCGAUGGCUAUGUUGCAUCGCACUAUGUCCGGGUCGGUGGUUUGAGGAGGGUUGGGAAUGGGCGGUUUGGGAAGGCGGCCGAUAUUGCGGCCAAAAGGCGGAGAUGA
This is a messenger RNA of Striga asiatica, 834 nucleotides long. NCBI's taxonomy places the organism in Eukaryota, Viridiplantae, Streptophyta, Magnoliopsida, Lamiales, Orobanchaceae. The record is from the annotation of a GenBank genome assembly.